Messenger RNA from Seriola aureovittata, 10986 nucleotides. It is a transcript of the gene adgrg6, whose product is annotated as adhesion G protein-coupled receptor G6. NCBI's taxonomy places the organism in Eukaryota, Metazoa, Chordata, Actinopteri, Carangiformes, Carangidae. Gene Ontology annotation, molecular function: G protein-coupled receptor activity; laminin binding. The coding region runs from base 141 to 3863 and encodes 1240 amino acids. Gene Ontology annotation, biological process: adenylate cyclase-activating G protein-coupled receptor signaling pathway; cell surface receptor signaling pathway; myelination in peripheral nervous system. Gene Ontology annotation, cellular component: membrane. The record is from RefSeq and is a predicted model, not a curated record. The transcript has 29 exons.
UUUUGCGCGUCAGCGCGGCGCAGCGUGGACGUCUUUGUUAAAAGUGGCUCAACAAAGUUGAGAACAAACAAACUUCCCUCAGACUUUGUGGAGCGGGAGAAUGAUCCUGCGGGGGGACCAGCCGCCGCUCCAGUGAGAACAUGGAGUCCAGUACAGGUGGCAGUACAGGUGUAGGAGGAGGAAGGUGGAGGUUCCGUCACGUCGUCCCAGUCGUGCUGCUGUGGAUGACCCUGCACAGGCACGUCCUGGGCUGCAGCUCUACAAACUGUAACCUGGUGCUGACGGAUGUCCAGGGGAGUAUCACGUCGCCCUGCUAUCCCCAGAAAUACCCCAAUUCACAGGCCUGCAAGUGGACCAUGCAGGCCCCCACUGGCUUCAUCAUCCAGCUCUCCUUCCUGGAAUUUGACCUGGAGGAAGCGCCUGGCUGCAUCUAUGACCGGGUUGUGGUGAACACAGGAAACACCGAUGUUAAGUUCUGUGGUCUGACAGCCAACGGACUGACUCUGAACUCGACAGGGAACGUGAUGGAGCUGUCCUUUACCUCCGACUUCAGCGUGCAGAAGAAGGGGUUCAGUGUUAGCUUCCGACACGUUGCUGUGGCUCUGAGGAACCAGAAGGUCAAAAUAUCCGGUGGCAACGGCCAUGUCACCAAGGUCGCCAACUCAAUUUCCAUACCGGCGCUCACCCAGCUGACCCUGUGCUUCGAGUUGGAACGCAAUAGCCAGAAACAGAAAGAGUGGAUCUUCACCUACUUUGACACAAAUAACAAUGAGAGGCUGGGUUUGGGCUGCAAUCGGGCUGGCAUUAUGUCGUUGAUCGUUGGUGUAGUUAUCUGUCCGAUCAACGAUAUCUUCUCAGCCUCUGACAUCACUUCUACCAUGAAACGUUUCUGUGUGAUGUGGACAUCGUCAAAUGGCCAGGUGGGGGUUAAUUUCAAUGGAAACCACAGGUUCAAGUCCUGCCCCUCCUCCGUGGGGCGCACUAUCCCGGGGGGUGGACAGUUCCGGUUAGGAGGGCAGAACAACUUCGACGGGAACAUCUACAACCUGCGGCUGUGGAAUUCUGCCAUGACAAAGCAGCAGCUCAAAGUGUUGAACUGCGACGAGGUGGGGAACGUCAUCGACUGGGACAACAGAUACUGGACCAUCCCCUCCUCUCUGGCCCAGACCGACACCUCACUCAGCUGCAUUUGCUACCCUCAUUGCAUUCACUUAACUACUGCUGCGCCAACUAGUGGUGUUUCCCCACCCAGCAACACACCACUCACUACCAGCUGUGACUCCCCUGGACUGGGCUGCCCAGAGAAGUUGUUCUACCGGAUUUCUUUUGUGGUGAAUGCCACGGGCACACUGCCAGCCCUGAGUGAUGUAAAGCGAGAUGUGGCCCGCUGGAUGAAUAACACAUUUCAGAACUGGACGCACACAGUCUUCGUUCAGAACAUCAGUGUCAAGCUCGAAUUAUACAUCGAAAAUCACCUGAUAAGUUAUUCAGGUCUGGCCCUGCUGGUUUAUAAUUACGUCGCCAGUGAGAGUCUGAGUGAAGAAGAUGUGUAUGCCAAGCUGCACAGCAAAGCAGGACCGAUGAAUGCUGGACGGCAAAUCGCCAUCAUCACUGUCAAAUUAGUUGAAAACUGUCCAAAGGAGGAUGUUCUUCCUUACUCCUGGCCUGAGACCAGACCCACCGUCACCCGGUACCUGCCCUGCUUCCCCUACAAGGAGAAGAGCGUGUCAAGGACCUGUCUGAUCAGUCCACAGAACUACUCAUCCUACUGGUCACGUUUAAACAACGAAAGCUGCCCGAACAUCGACAACAUCGAGGUCACAGCAGAAAAUGCCGCUGCGGUGGCGGGGACGCUCAUCAGCUUCACCGACGGCAAGCUCAACGAGGCCAUGGUGUCCCAAGUGGUGACGAAGGUGCAGGAGCUGGUGAACGUGGCCAAGAUCAACAGCUCGUUAGCCAAAGUUGUCGUCACCAUCAUCUCCAACGUCAUGAACAGUUCGGAGACGGUGCUGGCAAACUCAUCAGAGAAAGCUCUGAAGACGGUGGAUGAGCUGGUUCAGAAGAUUGAAUUUGAUGGUCCAUCCAUCAAAAUCACCUCCAAAAACCUGGCUUUGGGGAUACUGGCCAACAAUGCCACCAUGUUCAACGGGACGACCUUCAGCGCCUUCAUUCCAAACAACGACACUCCACAGAUUGAUUUUGAAUCAGAGACACCUCACCCUUUAGCUCAGGUCACCCUCCCGUCCUCUCUGCUGUCCAACGUCUCUCUGAGCGAGACUGACAGAUCGUCUCUGUCCAGGAUCAACUUCAUGUUCUUCAGCAACACCAACCUCUUCCAGAAACAGCAGAACAAUCGAAGUUUGAACAGCUACGUAGUGGCCAGCAGUGUGGGGAACUUCACCAUCAGUGACCUGGCAGAUCCAGUGAAGAUUGAGAUUGCUCACCUCACUCCACAGCCCUCCAAGACUCCAUUCUGCAUGUUCUGGGACUUCAGCUUGAAAAAUGGGUCUGGAGACUGGAACGGAAAAGGCUGCAGAGUGUCCAAUGAAUCCACCAGCAACCAUACCAUCUGUCUGUGCAACCACCUGACACACUUUGGCAUCCUCAUGGACAUAUCUGGAGUUUCGCAUCACAUAGAUUCAAAGAACAACAGGAUUCUGACCUUCAUUACUUACAUCGGCUGCGGCAUCUCCGCCAUCUUCUCUGCUGCCACGCUGCUCACCUACAUCGCCUUUGAAAAACUUCGACGUGACUACCCGUCUAAGAUCCUGAUGAACCUCAGCGCGUCCUUACUCUUCCUGAACAUGGUCUUCCUACUGGACGGCUGGCUGGCCAGUCUGAAAACCGAUUGGCUGUGCAUGUCUGUGGCCAUCUUCCUGCACUACUUCCUGCUGACCUCCUUCACCUGGAUGGGGUUGGAGUCCAUCCACAUGUACAUCGCCCUGGUCAAGGUCUUCAACACCUAUAUACGCCGAUACAUCCUCAAGUUCUGCAUCGUCGGAUGGGGUCUCCCUGCGGUGUUGUUGGGGAUUGUUGUUGCAGUGGAUAAAAACUCUUAUGGGUCGAUAGAGUACGGCAGAGGAGGGUCAGAAGAGGAAUCCUCAGUGCUCUGUUGGAUCAAGAAUAAGGCCGUCUUCUACACCACCUGUGUCGGUUACUUCUGUGUGGUGUUUCUGCUCAACGUGGCCAUGUUCAUCGUGGUGAUGAUGCAGAUCUGCGGCCGCAACGGCAAACGCAGCAACCGCACGCUGCGAGAGGAGGUUCUGCGGAACCUGCGGAGCGUCAUCAGCCUCACCUUCCUGCUGGGUAUGACGUGGGGCUUCGCUCUGUUCGCCUCGGGACCCGUCGCCCUGGCCUUCAUGUACCUCUUUACCAUCUUCAACUCACUGCAAGGUCUCUUCAUCUUCAUCUUCCACUGCGCCUUGAAAGAAAAUGUCCAGAAGCAGUGGAGGAGAUACCUCUGCUGCGGCCGAUUCAGGCUUUCAGACAACUCAGACUGGAGUAAGACGGCCACCAACAACACCAAGAAGGUGAGCUCAGACAACCUGGGCAAGUCUUUGUCCUCCAGCUCCUUUGGCUCCAGCACCGCAAACUGGACCUCCAAGGCUAAAGCUACACUCAACCCCUUCACCAAACGACACAGUAACACAGACAAAUGUUACUCCAACCAGGCCAGCCCAAAGUGCAUCUCCUCAUCCUCAUCCUCCUCAGAGGUGGAGCCCAACUCCUCUUCUUCCUCGUCCUCCAUCCUUCCUGUCAGCCAGAUGAUUGAUAAGGUGAAGGAUUACUGCUCCACACGCUCCGACAACUUCUACAAAAACAUCAUCAUGUCCGACAGCUUCGCCCACAGCACCAGGUUCUAGAAGUGUCCUCAGUGUUUCGGGGCGGACUUUCUGGAACCUUUACUCCCUAUGUUUUGGAACUGUUCUAAUUGUUCUAGAAAAGUCACAUCAUCUUUCUGACAGCUUCAGUGAUAAAGGAUGCUUCUAUCAAAGGUUCCAAUGUAAAGGGCGAUAAUGUCUUACCAUGAUGGACCUUCCCACAAUAUUAUUUAAGGCUUCACUUUUGCUCUGAAACCACCACCCAAUGCUCUAGAACCUUUUUGUGUUCCGGAACAACUCUUAAGAACUCUCCAGAAGCCUCAACCACAGUAACUCUCUCUGAGAGUCUCAGCCAUUGAGAACCUUCUUUGUUCUGGAACCUCUUCAAGCAUUCUAGAGCCUCAGCCAGAAAGGGUUUCACCAUGACAGUCGCCCCUCCAACAAUCUAGAACCCUCCAGUCUGAAAGACCCUGACCAACGUUCUAGAACCAUUUUGGCCCUGUCGCUGCCAUGGAACAUGUUCUAGAACAUUUGUUUCUUGAAUCUCUGCAUGCUUCCUGCCAUCCUCUCUUGCCCCUGCUUUUAAUUUUGAAUUGUAAUUAUGUUUCAUUGUUGGAAGACACAGCUGUUGUUAGAAGCCCCAAUUUUAAUUCAAAAUUUAUUUGGAUUGAUUAGCGAAAAUUUAAAAUUGGUUUCUGUAUCUAGUCAUCAAAAUUCAUGAGGCGCUGGUUUGGUUGGGUGACAUAGUGCUUAUUGGUUAGCAAUGUUUUCCUCAGUACCAAUGCAGCAUUUACAGUAUGUAGUAUAAAUGCAUGAACAGUAGCUACAUGAAUCAACCCAGAGCCACCAUUUUAAUGCACUGUAUUAGCACUGUAUUAGCUUUCAUGAAAAUGCCUGCUAGUUAAGAAAAAAAUUUCAAGAGACAGUCUGAGAACCAGGUCAAGAUAAUCACAGACUGAGUCAUACAUUAUGCUUUGAAAUCCCAGGGUCUCCUGGAUGAUAAAGGGCGUUUAAGGGCUUCAGGGUGGUCAGAGAACCUUGCUGCGAUUCAACUCUAUAAUAUCAAAUUACAGAAUCGGCUGACCUGGCUGCCAGACUGUGUAACUAAGAGGAAAUGAAAAGGAGCAGCGGGUAGGAAAGGAUAAACACAAGGUGGGAAGGCAGAGAAGAGAAAAAAAAAGUUCUGGUAGGCUGUUAUGUUUUGGUGUUUUUUUAAUACUGUGAUGUUUGUUAAAACUGGCCGUUUGUGCAUGUGUGUGUGGAGCCAUAUCCUAUGUAAAUAUUGAUAUUCUAUCUAUUCUAUGUGCCUUAUUCUUUAGUGUUAUAAUGUGUCCGAGCGGUUGCUUUUGUUCAUGCCUCCACGGGGUCCUGCAAGGGUCACCUUGACUGUACAUACAAACCCAUACAUUCUCCAGCUCCCCAUGGUGUGUAGGCACACACUCUGCUGUCGUUUUCACCUGUGUGAGAAAAUAAGUCAUGGAGACAGAAAGGGCAGAAAUCACAGGAUGGAUGAAACAGAACAGAAUAUAAUCAAUCGGUUUGUCAAUCGAGGUGCUUUUUGGAAUAACUCCCAAACAAAAUUGGAGAUUAUUUGAAUUAUUCCUUCACAGUUGGUAUCUCUAACAAUGUAAAAGCAACAUAUUGACGCACAUUUUUAAAAUUGUAUUGGAAAUAUUCCAACUUGGAAAAUGCCCUGAAGCUUUCAAAUAUCUCUUUCUCAGACCAAUGUUCCGGACCAACCGGUGUUGUCAGAUUGUAAGACAUUUUUUAAUGAUUAUAAUAUUUAUCUCCUUCAGUUUGCACUUUUUCCUUAAAAGAUUGAAAGUUUCUCUAUGUGGCAAAUUAGACAAUCAUGCUGUGAUUCACUGAUGAUUGAUGUCUUGUGGUUUGAGGAUAAAUGAUAAAAACCAAGAUAAUGCAGUGAAGCUCAGCUCCUUGGGCACGUCAGCCAAAGUUUAGCAAUGAUAGAAGGUAUCAUUUGUGGCAACUGCUUGACUGUUCAAGGGAGGAAACUUAUCACUUAAAAAAAAAAAAAAAAAAUCAUAAUAGCUUUGUUUUUAUGAUAGCAAAGAGAAUUCCCAGCAGGCCACUGUGCAGACGCCAGGAUGAUAUUACCCCCACCUAAAGGGUUAGUUCACGCAAUGUUUUCCCAUUGGGUGUUUGGCUACACACAUAGUUUUGGUUUUAUCCUGCUGUGUCCUGCCACAACUCAAAUACAAUAGAGGUAAAUAGAAUUUCACUUGUGCUGCUUGAAUGAUCAAAAAAGGACAUUUGAAAAACUCCAAAUCAACAUUUGAUUGUGGAUAUUCUGCAGACUCUCAGCAGACAUUUCACAAGCCCAGCUUUUUGGCUAGAAAAUAGUCCCCAGUGGAGUCUGUUGACAGUGAGGUCUGUGGAUUAUCAAGAGUAAUCAGGGUGUUGUUUCUGGAAAGACAGAUUGCUGUUGAGUUUGUCAAGUGUCCUUAUGCCUCUGCGCCUGCGACAGCCGUGAGCAGAGGCAUCGUGUUUGGGUUGUCCAUCAGUUCCAUUCUCACGAUGGCGAUAUCUCAGCAACGCCUUAAGGGAACCCCUUCAAAUUUGGCACAAACAUUCACUUGGAAUCAGAGAUGAACUGAUUAGAUUUUGGUGGUUAGAAGUCAAAGGUCACAGUGACCUCACAAAACACAGUUUUGGCCUUGUGUAUGUGAUAUCUCAGGAACUCCUCAAGGGGAUCCCUUCAAAUUUGACCCAAACUUGGACUCAAGGAUGAACUGAUUAGAAUUUGGUGUUCAGAGGUCAAGGUCACUGUGAGACACAAAACAAUUUUUUUGCCAUAACUCACAAAUUCAUAUGCUAAAUACACUAUUUAACUCAAAUGUCUAAUAAAUAAAUAAAAUAAUAAAGUGAUGACAUUUUAUAUCCAAAAGAGCAAAGGUGAACUUCACUGUGACAUCAUAAUGUUCUGUAAAAACACUUCUGGCCAUUAUUCAACGCUGUGACUCAUGAAGGGGAGAUUGUGAACAUAUUUCCUGCAUCUUGACUGGUUGGCGGAGUCGUACAACCACCAGCUGGUAUUUUUAGUUUAUUUUUAAUUAUUUUAACAGAACAAGAGAAAUUCCAUUCAGGCCACCUGCACUGGGGAUGUAGCAAGUAUUUAAAGAAGAAAAACUGAUUCGGGUGAACUGACCCUUUAUUGAAACUGUAUGUACAGUGUGGUCCAAAGUUAUGAGCCCACUAGAAAGUGCCAUUUCAAUUCAUUAUUUAUCAAAAAUCAUCUAAUUUUCUCUGUCAAAUGUUACAAAAGACUCAAAAUGGGAUACAUAUGGUAUAGUUUACAACAUUGAUGCUACAGCAGUUUUACAUUUAGCGUCUAGCUUAGCUUUUAUCACCUCCGGCUCCUGUCAGCAAGCCUUAAAAACAUAAUUCAACUCAAUAUUUUGCUGAUAAAAGAAUCCUUCUCCAUACAUUUGAAGCUGCAGAGAAUGGUGUGCCUCCUCUAGCUCUGCAUGUAGCCCUCUCCUCACAUAUGCUCUCCAACUGCAGAACUGGAAUCGAUGUUUGAACAGUAAUUUCCUCCCAUUAGCUGUGACUGUUUGGCUGGAGCAGAACAUUUAGUCAACAGUGAAGAAGCUUGGAAACAGACACUGUCUGUGCCUAUUAAGGCUGCAGUUUGGCAGUUAUCUCUUUCUAACUGAAGCAGGACAGUCUGUUCAGUCACACUCGUAUCGUGGAUACCAUGAAAUGUUUGGUUGUUAUAUCACUGAAACUGGCUCGGUGCACUGCUGUGGUCAUUUUAGGGCUCUGCUUGGACUUUCAUUUGAAUGAAAAAGUUAUGGUUUGUAAAAAUCGCCUGACCAGUUUUAAACAGCCUCGUUAAAAAGUUUUACUUUAGCCUCAGUUUGAUAUAUGGAAUAUUUUUCCAGCAAUAAUGAGAAGAGCUGUGGCUAACACUUUACUUUAUGGGACUUGCUAACCAUUUCUUUUAAGUUUCUUUUAAGUUUCUUGGAAAAAACAUUUUAAUUCGGUACCAACUACAUUGAAAGUAGAGAUAAAGUUCUUAGGCUAUGUCUUUCAUUUGGUUAGUUGAGAUGAGUUGAGUUUGUAAGCAAGUGGUUGAUUUCCAGAGAAACAACCUUGAAAAAAAACUUCAACUAAACCCAACAGUAAUUCAUAAUUAAUGUAUUUAUUUCUUUAAACUUUAUUCUUCAUUACCUGCUAUACACUGUUUAAAGGACUAAAUAAGUUUAUUCUCAUCCAGCGUAUAUUUGACAUUAAUUAAUGGGCAGCGUACUAACUGAACACUGUCUGUAUUUUACUCAUAAUUAGUACAAUUAUCCUUAAUUCAUUCAUUUCCAAACAAAAUCCAAACAUUUUAGAACAGGAAAGUAAUCAUCAUAAUUCUUUUGAAGGGAAAGCACAAUGUCUGGUUUUAGGUUUAACUUACUUCUGUGUUUUUGGCUGUGUUAAUAUUUGUAAUUGAACCAUGUGAUUUUGCAUCAGUUAAAAAAAAAAAACAAGAUACUGGGAGUGCUUCUGUUUUAUUCCAUAAAGUGUACAUUUCAGAGUUAUUUUUGAUAAAUGAUCAAUUCAAAUAGAUCUUACUUGUGGACUGUUUGGAUCCCGUGGCACUUUAACUCUCCUCUGCAAGAUUAUUGAUGGAAAUUCUGUGGCUCAACACUUGGUUGGUUUUAUCAUGCUGGGGCCAUAAAAGAGAGCUGACUAAUCACUUGUGUCAAUCCGGGUUAUUAUCCGCUGGUGAUUUGUCACCACCAUAAAAAACGUUUAAUGAAUCCUUUUCGAAGUUGAAAAAAAAAAAAACACAGCAUCCCUGCAAUUCAAUAUAGUUUUUGUGUGUUUCGCUGAAAAGAUUUCUGUUUAAAGGGAAGACUUGUUUUGUGAAACACUUGUAAAAAUAAUCUUUUCCUAUUGUUCCUUUUUGUAUUUUUUCACCCACUGUUGUCAAAAACAGUCGAACAUGUUUUGCUCAUUCUGAAUUCUGCGUGUUUUUGUUGCUUUGUGAUCUUCAGCGAAGCUUUAGAGCAAAGCUGACAUGUUUACUGUGUGGUAUAUUUUUAUUUAUUUUCUGGAUGUACAGUUUCUCUGCACCUGUAGCUGAUUCCAGCCUCGCUUUCAUUUACUUUCUUCUCUCCGGUUAAGCUGACAGUCAUCUGUAGUGAGAGGUGAAACUUGGCAGACGAACACAGAGACCUGUCUGACAUUUUUUUAAGCAUUCAGGCGUGAGGAUUAGACUCUGGAUCUUUGGACUUCGUCUCGUCAACUGUUGGCUCACCAGACUUCCACUGUCCACGCGGAGCCAACAGUGUUCAACACCAAAGCAUGACUGUGUAGUGAGGCACGCACUGUACCGACCGUCAGGCACCCUGGCCCACGUUUCUCUUUUCUUUUGCCCAGAGUGGUGGAAGAAUGCAUUAUUCAGCCCUCUGAAACAAACCCCCAGAGACAGUAAAAGAAGAGAUGAAGCCCCCUUGGCAGCCCCAGUGGCAUAGCUCAGUUCUUCUUUGAGUCACUGGCCUGGGUUCAGCCUGAGGGUAGAAAAGAUAGUUCCCUCUUUUUUUGUCCCUGGCUUGAAAACGUAGCCAAUGGCUGCCAUAAAUACAGUACUGAAUGAAGGAAAAGGGAGGAUUAAGUCACUUAAAUCAAAAGGACCGUUGUCAUUGUGGUGAUUUUAUGUCCAGUGUCAAACAUCCCGACCCUGGGGCUGCCAUCACUGAAGGGACAAGCUCUAUGAAACACAGCCUGAACAGGAAACAGUUUUUCGUGAUGAGAUGAUCACCACACAGAGGGAAAUGAGACUUUAGGGAACUGAUGAGAACUGAACUUUUAGGAUCUAUAGAAUAGUUGUAUAACUCCUCUCUUGUUAUUUGUGCCUGAAUCCCACAGGUCUCUGGCAGCUCAACAGACACUAACAUCACAGUCACCGCUCACUCGGAUCUGCAAACAGAUAUCAGCUUAAAUUAAACUACUUUGUCUGUUUCUGGUUAAAAAAGCUGAGUGCAUGUGGCCCUUGAGGUCAGACCUCUGUAAUAAACCUGUACAAUGUCACAGUGACAACGCUGCACUUCCACGAACCCCACGGUUACAGAGCGUGUCCUAAAAUCACAAAUCAUAACAAGAGUGUAUUUAUGACAGCAUGGUUUUCAAACCCUGAUUACAUUGAAUGAAUUGUCCUCUAACCCUAAAAAUAUCUGUCUGUCUCUCUUUUGUUUUCCUCUUACAUGUCAUAUGUACAGUUCCAAUUAAUUUAAAUAUUUCUCUAGUAACUCUGAACUAUGUCUAGUUGAUGAAUAUUGUACCAAAUGCAGAUGUUUCCGAUGACGAUUGUAAUUGAUCUUGGCUUUCAUUGUUGUUUGGUAUUUGUAUUAUUAUAAUAAUGAUUAUUAUUAUUGUUAUUAUUAUUAUUGUUAUGUAAACACUUUUCUGCACCAAGCAAUGUUGUUGUUGUGGUAUGGUUUGUCAGUGAUGUUCUUAUCUGGAAGGUUACGUCAGCAUCUCAACAUUAAAGGGAACUAAAUGUUGUGAAAUGUGCACACAGAGGUUGAUUUAAGCUUCAAUGAAGGCGGUGAUCGCUGGCUUGUUGUCCGACAAUAUUUGCUCAGAUUAGAAGUGUGUUUCAGAGUCCUAGACACUUUUUUCCAGACAGGCCAGUCAACCAGAAAUGAAGACACUGUGGUCUACUGCAUCAAACACAGAGUUUAAAGGUCCCAUAUUUGUGUUUUAUAUGUAUGUACUGUUGAUCCAUAAGAAGAUAUAUUUGUGGAACCAAAAACCAUCUCCAUCACCAUAUUACAUCUCUUUUCUCAAGCUUCUCUCUGGUGCUCUAGUAACAACAGGUCGGUGAGCCAAUCAGAAGAGAGGAGGCUCUGAGCCUCUCUUCUGAUUGGCUGACUGUUUUCUGAGUGAUCCAAUAAAAUAUAGCAGAUUUCAGGUAAACACUCAGCGAAACCAAAUCCUGCAAGGUUGGAUGGUGGGUCCAGGUGGGUGGGGCUUGGGCCAUGGCUGAGGGGGGGUGACUGCUUUGUUGUGACAUCACAAAGUUACAAAAGUCCUGAAGACUUGUUUUAAGGCUCAGUUUCUGAAUACAGGCUGUGUGCAUUUCAUUAUUUAAGUAUUAAUAUAAACCCUAGACCUGCUUUAUGAUAAUAAAAAAAAAUCUCAAUUAAAAAUA